CGCCAGGCAUCGCGGCGGGUGCGCUCAGUCUGGCGGCGGCGGCCGUGCGCGAACGGACGUCCCUGGAGCGCUGCAGCCGCCCAGCCGCCCAGCCGCCCGCAGCCUCCCGGCCGCACGGGCAGCACCGCCCGCCCGCCAUGGUGUCAUGGAUCAUCUCCAGGCUGGUGGUGCUUAUAUUUGGCACUCUUUAUCCUGCAUAUUAUUCAUACAAGGCUGUGAAAUCGAAGGACAUUAAAGAAUAUGUCAAAUGGAUGAUGUACUGGAUUAUAUUUGCACUUUUCACCACAGCAGAGACAUUUACUGACAUCUUUCUUUGUUGGUUUCCAUUCUAUUAUGAACUAAAAAUAGCAUUUGUAGCCUGGCUGCUAUCUCCUUACACAAAAGGCUCCAGCCUCCUAUACAGGAAGUUUGUACAUCCCACGCUGUCUUCAAAAGAAAAGGAAAUUGAUGAUUGCCUAGUCCAAGCAAAAGACCGAAGUUAUGAUGCCCUAGUGCACUUCGGGAAGCGAGGCUUGAACGUGGCGGCCACAGCGGCGGUGAUGGCUGCUUCCAAGUUUUCUGGAUGCAUUGUUUUUAUAUCUUUGGGACAGGGUGCCUUAUCGGAGAGACUCCGGAGCUUCAGCAUGCAGGACCUCAGCACCAUUAGGGGAGACGGUGCCCCUGCUCCCUCAGGCCCCCCACCAACGGGGUCUGGGCGGGCCAGCAGCAAACACGGCCAGCAGAAGAUGUCCAGGAGUGCUUCUGAAAGUGCUGGCAGCUCAGUGUGUACAUGCUGCUCCACCUGCAGGACCCGGAAAGUGGUUGAGGGAGAUAUGAAUGAGGGUGGUGUGAAGGCCUGGGAGCCCCACCAGGUCCAAACCCCACUGGCGUUCUCUGAUGACGAGGAAGAAGACCUGCUGGAUUUCAUGUACAAGUAUAAGGCGCCUCGAAAGACGGAGUUCCCCCUGGAGGCACCGCCUAGAAUCCUUCGAUCUCGCUUCAGGAAGAAAAGUACCUCAUCCUCAGCCACUGAAACCACGUGAGUGAGAUGAGCCAACAACAGCACCGGAUACACAGAAUGUUUCUUCUCUGCCUUAAAGAGCUACUCACUAAUAACAUAGAAACCUGCAAGCUGGUGUGCUUUGUGUGCAGCCUCACAGACAUGGUCUUUUCUCUCUCUCCCCUCUUCCACUUUUAAGACACUUGUUUUUCCCUUUUCUUUGUUUUGCUGGGGAGAGGCUAAAGGCAAGGUAGCGUGUGGGGCUUGUGAUCUUUAAGUCUUCUGAAGUUGGAUUGUCAUUACAGACAGCGAUGUGUUUUUAGAAAUAUGAAAGAAUCACCCCCACGCUGCUGAGAUGGACGUUUGUAAUUUAUUUGUUGCAUACUUCGUUUUUAGUCCUGUAAAUGCAAACAAAGCAAUUUUUUAAAACUUCUUUUGUUCUUGGUACUAAUACUGUGGACUACAAUGUACAUAUUUAUGGCGUUUGGCUUAAUAUAGUGGGCUGGCAAGGGCUGCCAGAGGUUCUGAUCAUGUAAGAAAACUGCAGAAACAGAAGUGUAAAAAUCUGUUCUGAUUCUCAAGAAUGUCUUAGAUGUACUUACAAAGCUUCCAAAUACAGCUGCAGUCACACAUCCCUUCUCCCGUAGGACAAUGGUCCAUAUUCUUCAGAUAGUUGUUUAAUCAGUAUAUUAGAGAGGUGCAGAAUGAAGAGAGACAAUAGUGUCAUGACAAAGAUGAGUGUAAUGAGGUCAGGGCACAGCCUAGAAUCAGAGGAGUCACAGGAAGCUUGUCCUCCCCUUGGAUUCAGGAUGAGGAGCUUCUGAAUCCUCUCAGGGGGUUACCAUGUGCCUGGGCAGGCGGCUAACCCAUGGUCAAACUGUUUGGGGAUGUGGACUCACAGAGCUGUUGUGAGGGAUCAUUCUUAGUGUCUGGAAAGUUCCUUGAUAAAUGACUGUUUCUCCUCCAUAGCAACCUGUGCUGUGACUGAUUUCCCCAGGUAGAGGAGCCUACAAUCGGAGCACCUUUUUUUAGAGAACACUAAGCAAACACCAACCAACCAACCAACCAA
Molecule: messenger RNA, 2048 nt
Organism: Rhinolophus ferrumequinum (greater horseshoe bat)
Lineage: Eukaryota; Metazoa; Chordata; Mammalia; Chiroptera; Rhinolophidae
Gene: REEP1
Product: receptor accessory protein 1
Exons: 10
Coding region: 138-1022 (294 amino acids)
Biological process (GO): endoplasmic reticulum tubular network organization
Cellular component (GO): cytoplasmic microtubule; endoplasmic reticulum tubular network; endoplasmic reticulum membrane
Molecular function (GO): microtubule binding
Source: RefSeq, a predicted model, not a curated record